Molecule: messenger RNA, 2432 nt
Organism: Chelonoidis abingdonii (Abingdon island giant tortoise)
Lineage: Eukaryota; Metazoa; Chordata; Testudines; Testudinidae
Source: RefSeq, a predicted model, not a curated record
CUCCCUGCCCGCCGGGCGCCCCUGCGCCCACCCCGGCCCCCCAGCCCCAUGUGCCGCCCGAGGCGGUGAGCCAGGGGACCCAGGCGUCCGGGCAGAGGGUCCCCCACACGUGCGCCCAGAGCGGGCUAUGGGGGCCCCCCAGGGGUACCAGGCGUCGUGGUGGGUUUACCUGCUCCACCAGGUGCCGCGCACCAAUUUCCAGUUCGAGGUGGUGGAGAGCAGCUUUGCCCCCCAGGAUAGGGAGUACCAGCAGGCCCUGCUGCUCCUGGCCAGUGUGGCCGGGCUCUGCCUGGCCAUCAGCCUCGUUCUGAUCUGCGUCUAUCUGAUCCGGUUCUGUUGCUGCGACCCGGAGGACGAGGACGAGCCCAAGCCGCGCAGGGUUUGCUGCAUCACCUGGAGCUGCGUGGCCGCCAUCGUCGCGCUGACGCGUGACCCCGCCCUCGUGCCCCCCACGCCCCCUACCGUCCCGCGCCCCCUCAUCCCCGACAUCGCCAACCUCAUGCCCAGCCCGACGGCGGUUGGGGGAGGGGCUGAGCUGGGCCUUUCCCAGAUGCUGACUCUAGUGUCCCCGCCUCCCUCCCCCAGAAUGACUGUGAUGAGUUUCUUCGUUCUCAUCCUGAGCUGGGGCUCCCUGGGGCUGGAGAUGGCAGCAGCUGUGGGACUCAGCGAUUUCUGCUCUGACCCAGACGGCUUCAUCCUGAACCUGACCCAGGCCAAGACAGAACUGAGCCCUGAAAUCCUCCAGUACUAUCUCACCUGCAGCCAGGACGUCCCAAACCCCUUCCAACAGAGGCUGACCAUGUCGCAGCGGGCGCUGUCCAGCAUCCACUCCCAGCUGCACGGCCUGGAGAGAGAAGCUAUCCCACAAUUCCCUGCGGCAGAGAGGAACCUGGUCUCUGUGCAGGGCACCCUGAACUCCACGGAGAGCAACUUCCACCAGCUGGUCGCGCUGCUCAACUGCCGGGGACUUCACAAGGUAUCGGCUCCUGCCCCUCCAGGGGGUGUCCCACAGCUGGGCCCCCCUCUGGCAGGAUUCCCCCCUGCUAUGGUAGCCCCCCUGGACAGUGGUAGCUUCCCCAGGCUCCACCCCCCUGAGCUGUGGAAUCAAAGCGGUUCGUUCAGUGGCAGUCCUCGAUAUGAUAGCGUGCCCCUCCUCGACCGGCACUCCCCACCCCCCUCGUACUCACCCAGCAUGCAGGCAUCUUAUGUCGGCGCCAGUCAAGAGGAACCGGGCCCCUGAAACUGAAUGGACUUCCUGACCUAGAAUCCGACCCACGGCCCCCACCCCUGACUAACACAUGGACUGGCUGCCCCCCAUGGCCAAGUGCUGCUGGGCCCGACAGAACCAAACGGGGUGAAGGAGAGAGACAGGGGCUGCCCCCGCUGCGGCCACCCCCUGCUGACCCAUCCCUCCGUCUAUCUGGGUUUGAUGCCAGAGGUCUGUGCCCCUGAGAAUGGGGGGUGGGACGAAGGAGGAGGGUUUCCCCAUAAGAAUCCCAGGGGGGAGAAAACGGGGAAAGCAGAAGGAUGAAUGGAGGAGUGGAAGAAUGAGCGAGAGAGCAGAAGGGUGAAUGGAGGAGUGGAAGAAUGAGUGUGAGAGAGCAGAAAGGAUGAACGGGGGAACGAAGGAGCACGAGAGUGAAAGGGAAGGAAAGAAGACGUGAAAGAGUAGAGUGAAUGGAUGGGGGGAAGAAUGGAGAAAUUAAAAAGAAUGAAUGAAUAAAUGAACAAAUGAAUGAAUGAGCAAAAAGUUGAAAGAAUAAAUUAAGGAGAAGGAAUGUAUGGGGGAAAAAAGAAUGAAGAGAGAAAGAAGGAAGGAAGAAGUGUGAAAAAAUGUGAAAAAACAAUGAAAGAAGGAGGAGGGAAAGAAUGAAAGGCCAGAAAGAAGUGAAAGGCGGAAGGAGAGAAUGAACAGAUGGAUGAGUGGGAAAAGAACAAAGGAGAAAGAGAGAAAAGAAAUCAACGCCUGGAGUGAAAGAGACAGAGUGAAGGAAUGAAGUGUGAAAAAAAGAGCGAAAGAAGGCGGGGAAAAAGAGGAAAAAGGAGCAAACGGAGGAACAGGAGAGGGGAUGGGACAAGGAAGAGUAAAGGACCGAAGGAGUGAAAAAGCACAGCCGAAAAGGAGCCCAUUGGAAAAGGAGGGAACGAGAGAGCGGGUGAGUGGACCAGAAGAGAGAACAGUGGCCAGCCAGACAAGUGAGCCCAGCAGCAACAUGGGGCCCGGCCAGCCCUGGGCGCCAGCCCCAAUUAACGUCUAACCCCCCUGCUGCAGUGGGCCGGCCCCCGGGCUGUAGAGCAGAGACCUGUAGGCAGAGGAGAGAGGUGACUGGCGCGAGCUGGGGGGGACCCCGCCUGCCGUCCCAAUUAGAGCCUCGGCCACUAACGAGCCUUCGAUCCAGCGGAACGAGAAAUAAAAGGGAAAUUUUAUUUUA